AUGGUUGGUGAUCGCGACAAAUAUAUUGGGUUGGCACUGGCUGUCUCUUCUAGUCUGUUGAUCGGAACGUCUUUUAUCAUAACGAAGAAGGGCCUAAUCGAUGCAACACGCAGACAUGGUCCUUCUAGUGACGACCAUAGUUACCUAAAGAAUCCGAUCUGGUGGGUAGGAAUGGGUACAAUGGUGGUUGGUGAAUUGCUUAAUUUUGCUGCCUAUUCAUUUGCUCCCGCUAUCCUUGUAACUCCCCUUGGUGCUUUGAGUGUUUUAAUCGGAGCUGUUUUAGCUUCACUAUUUCUCAAGGAAAAUCUUGGGCGAAUAGGGACAGUGGGGUGUGGCUUGUGUUUAAUUGGUUCAAUAAAUAUUGUGAUACAUGCACCAGCGGAUAGGGAUAUUUUGACUGUUGACGAAAUUCUAGCCUUUGCUCUCCAACCUGGCAGCCUUUUUAAUAUACUGUGUGCUGGUCGCUUCGUAUACAAUUAUCGCGAUACAUCGUAUUGUUUUGGUAUAGCUCUCAAAUUGACGUUCGCGGGUAACAAUCAGUUAACCCAUCCAUCAACUUAUGUAUUCAUAAUCAUUUCUGCCCUGUGUAUAUUGGUACAAAUGAAUUAUUUCAACAAAGCUUUGGAUCAAUUUGAAACUAAUAUUGUAAACCCUAUAUAUUAUGUCUCUUUCACGACGUCGACAAUAUUUGCUUCUGUCCUACUAUUUCAAGGUUUCAAUACUAGCAAUGCGGUCAAUGUAAUCAGCCUAUUUUGUGGUUUCCUAACUAUUUUCGCUGGUGUAUUUCUUCUAAAUGGUGCAAAAACCGAUAGACUACUGACUAGGCCUUCGCAAAACGGUAAUGGGGUAUUACGAUCAUCAAUAUCAUUAGAUGUACAUGAUAUGAUGAAAACAAGAGAUGCUACGUUAUUGAACGCUUUUAAUGAAGAAAGUUUAGGAUUAACUCAAUUAAAUGAUAUAUCUGAUUCUGAAGAGGGUUGA
Molecule: messenger RNA, 981 nt
Organism: Racocetra persica
Lineage: Eukaryota; Fungi; Glomeromycota; Glomeromycetes; Diversisporales; Gigasporaceae
Source: the annotation of a GenBank genome assembly